UCUCCGCGCCGGUCUCGGCGAUGCGUGGCGUCGUCCGCAGCGGCCUCGCCCCGCGCAUGGGCGUUGAGACCAUGGAGGGCGUGGGGCCCGAGACGGGCAACAAGGUGUUUGACCCGGUCGGCUUCGCGACGCUGGGCGGCGACGAGACGCUCGCCUUCUUCAGGCACGCAGAGAUCAAGCACGGCCGCGUGGCGAUGGCGGCGAUGGUGGGCUUUCUCUUUCACAUCAACCACAUUCACUUCCCCGGCUACCUCUCGCCCACCGCCGGCGUCACAUUUGAGCAGCUGUCUGCCGUCGGCCCCUUCGAGGCGUGGAACAGGAUCCCGCUGUUGGGCCAAUGGAAAAUCUUUUGGACCAUCCCCGGACUCGAGCACGGGUCCGAGUGCCUCGAUCCGGCCGGCCCCUACACAAAGGGGGGCCCCCCGGGGAACCCCAAGUUUCUCAAAAACUUUUGGGACCCCCCGGGCUUCCCCAAAAAGCUGAUUGAGGCCCAAAAGGGGGAGAAGCUCUUUUCCAACCUAAAAAAUGGCCGCCUCGCCAUGAUUGGCAUCGCCUCCGUCUGUGCGGCGACCGCCGUGCCCGGCUCCGUCCCCCUCCUCGCGAAUGCGCCUGCUCUGACCGGCCCUGGCUUCGCGCUGCCCUUCGGGACGUUCUGAGUGCCGAAGGGAGGCGCGAAGCUGAGUGAGACGUGCUGAGGCCAGUCGGUGCUGAGGCCAGUCGGGGCAGGCG
Messenger RNA from Emiliania huxleyi CCMP1516, 729 nucleotides. It is a transcript of the gene Lhcf58, whose product is annotated as light harvesting protein. Bases 21 to 656 code for a protein of 211 amino acids. The transcript has 5 exons. Gene Ontology annotation, cellular component: membrane. Gene Ontology annotation, biological process: response to light stimulus; photosynthesis, light harvesting in photosystem I. Lineage: Eukaryota; Haptophyta; Isochrysidales; Noelaerhabdaceae. The record is from RefSeq and is a predicted model, not a curated record.